This is a messenger RNA of Menidia menidia (Atlantic silverside), 3586 nucleotides long. NCBI's taxonomy places the organism in Eukaryota, Metazoa, Chordata, Actinopteri, Atheriniformes, Atherinopsidae. The record is from the annotation of a GenBank genome assembly.
UCUGUUCCACAUUUCACAUCUUACGUUUUAGACGCCAUUUGUUUGUGAUUCUUUUUUACCUGUUCGACGUUUCUAAACAGUUUGCUUCCAAAUUGUUUGAGGCUCGUAAAGAAAAAAACUUCUUCCCAAACAGCCCUCGUUGGCUUUGUUUCUUCCCUCCGUGCCAUCCAUCUCACCAUGGACAGCCUGCUGAGCGGGGCCAGUGAAGGGGCCAGUGCCCCACAGACAGAACAGAGCUCAUCACGUCAUAGAUGCCCCUUGCUGUCUCUCUCUCUGUAUGACUGACUGUUUGGGGAAACAAUAAAGCAUAAAUUCCUCUUAGAUUGAACAAAGAAGCCAUGCAUCCGCUGCUAUCCCUCAGUGCUUUUUGGCUGCUGGCCCUGGCCUCAUCGCUUGGGGAAGACUCGCCGCCGGGCUGUGUGCCACGCAGAUACGUACCCUAUCAUAGGGACAACUCUGUUCUGUUUCACAAGGAGGGUGUGUUCAACUACUCUACCUUGUUGUUGAGAGAAGACCUCGGCUUGCUGAUUCUGGGGGCCAGAGAAGCAGUGUUCGCCCUUGACAUCAUGGACAUCUCCAUGGAAAUGGCCUCAGUUGAUUGGAAAGUGUCCGAGGAGCAGGUGAGGGACUGUCAGAACAAAGGAAAGGAUCCAGAGACAGAAUGCAAGAAUUACAUCAGAAUCCUACAUAAGAUGAACAACGGCAAGAUUUAUGUGUGUGGAACAAAUGCUUUCGAUCCAGAAUGCGACUAUUUGUCUUACACAGAUGGAAAGCUGACUUUUGAAGGGACUGCAGAGGAUGGCAAAGGAAAGUGUCCCUUUGAUCCGUUCCAGAGAUAUGCCUCCAUCAUGGUUGAUGAUUCCCUCUACUCAGCUACUUCUAUGAAUUUCCUGGGCUCUGAGCCUGUACUGAUGCGCAGCUCUCCGGGGUCCAUACGCACCGAGUUUAAAACCUCCUGGCUCAAUGAGCCCAACUUUGUUUCCAUGGCUCAGAUGUCAGAGAGUUGGCAGAGCAAAGAUGGGGAUGAUGACAAAGUAUACCUGUUCUUCAGUGAGACCGCUGUGGAGUAUGACUGCUACAGCAAACUGGCCGUGUCCCGUGUGGCCCGCGUCUGCAAGGGAGAUCUUGGAGGUCAGAGGACUCUGCAGAAGAAGUGGACGUCCUUCCUGAAAACAAGAAUACACUGCCCGGUGCUUGACUCCCACCUGCCGUUCCUCAUACAGGAUUCGUACCGCUGGUGCGACUCCCAGAACUGGGAGGACUGCAUUUUCUACGCCAUCUUCACUCCACAGGCAGACACAUCGGACCUGUCUGCAGUGUGUGCGUAUCGCGUGUCCGACAUCAGCAAAGUCUUUAAGGAGGGGAAGUACAAGAGCCCAGUCAUCGUAGCCACUUCUUUUGUCAAGUGGGUGAUGUACAGCGGCGAAGUACCUCACCCUCGACCCGGAGCCUGCAUAAACGACGAGGCUCGCAAAGAUGACAUACAUCGGACUCUGGACCUUCCAGACUGGACCCUGCAGUUUAUCAAAGACAGGCCCCUCAUGGAACAGUCUAUUGAGCCAAUACGAGACCAGCCUGUUCUGAUCCGCAAGGGAGCGCCAUUCACUCGCAUCGUAGUGGAUGAGGUGCAGGCAGCAGACGGAGAAAAGCACCAUGUCAUGUUUAUAGGCACAGAGCAAGGCACGCUAUUGAGAGCUGUGAACUUCGAUGGAGAGAUGUUCAUCAUAGAGGAAGUGGAGCUUUUCAAAACUCCAGAGCCCAUCACGAUUCUUAAACUGUCCAAUGUCACGGGCCAUCUUUAUGCUGGUUCAAACUGUGGAGCAGCACAGAUACCACGUGCCACCUGUGAGAGGUCCUUGUCCUGCAGGGACUGCGUUCUGGCCAGAGAUCCGUACUGUGGCUGGGACACCACUGAGGGGAAAUGCGUCGCCCUUUCCAGUUCCCAGAGAAAGCUAAUCCAGAGUGUGAAAGAAGGGGACGCUUCUCUGUGCCCUGCAGCUGACCCCGUCCAGCCUAUGAGUAGACACAUCUGGCCAGGGGAUACCCUGAAACUGAGUUGCCUUUCGUCCUCAAACCUGGCAGAAAUAAUCUGGGAGCGGGACAACCGCACCCUGGAACCUGCGGCUCCUCUGCAGCGGCUCAGAGACGGCCUGCUUAUCCGCAAUGCAUCCCGCCGCGAUGCUGGUCUCUACCGCUGCUUGUCUGUGGAGCGCACCAAAGCUCACGAAUACAAAACCACUGUGGCCCAGUACCAGGUCAGCAUAGGUUCAGAAGAUGGCAAAAAAACCGUGAUAUUUCCUCCUCAGCCUCAGACCAAAGGCCCAUCUGUGGCUGCUCUGCAGGCUGUGCUUGUCCUGCUAGCCGUUGCUCUUCUCGCCCUCCUGGCCUGGAACUUUUACAGAGGCCACCUUCCUCUGCCCUGGAACUGCGUGAAAAGGAGUGGAGAGCAGCCCCAACAGCCCCACGACCACGAGACUCUGAACUCCAGUGUUGCUUACCAAAACGCUCAGAGGUCUGCAGAGGACAAGCCCCUGGUCUCCAGCGCACAGCACAACAGCGGCAGCAACAACAACCACACCACCGACGGGGGCGCACAGGAGACCAAUGCUCCCAAAGCCAACCUGCCAACUAUGCAGUUCAUUGACGACGAGUCAGAAAUUUGAAAAUGGCAAAGGGCCUCAGAAUGGAAAAGCACAGCCUUUUUUUGGCUUUUGUUACUGUGAAUACCUCAGUGGGUAGAAAAUGAGCCGGUUUUCAAAAGGCGUGAAUUUAAAAAUAUAUAUAUUUCAGUGAUCGGCACUGCAGCUUUUUUAUUUCCUCUUCGACGAACGGGGAAAAAAACACGAGCCCCGAAAAAAGUCUGAGCACUUAGCGCUUGCAUAUAGUUUAUCUCAGCUUCCUGAUUCUAAUUAAUUUUUUUUAACCUUUUAUUUCAGUCUGUCCAGAUUGUUCUAAUUUUAGGAUGGAGGACUGUGAAGGCCAACCAUUUUUCAUUUUUAGUCGUUUUAGGAUUUUGGAUUGAAAUAUAAGAUGGUCUUUCUUUUUUUCUUGCCCCAAUAAAACAGUAUAAUUCCAUCCCAAUACAUGUAGAGAUUUGUAAAGCUUUAAUGAUUGCAUGUGCUAGGCUUCCAUAAAAACAAUUAGAGAACAACUCCCAUGAACUAAUUAGUCAUACCCUUUUUUCAAACUGUUUUCUAAGAGGUCAGAUCACUCAGGGAGCCCACAUUUUUCCAGUGUGACCAAACAAGGCUUGUUUCUGUUCCAAGAGUAAAGACUCCGAUUUUAUGCCUCUUGGAUAUGAGUUCAUUAUGAACUGGAAUCCCAAUUCACGAGGUGCUGUGCAGCAAGUUUGUGCACGAUGACAUUCCAGGUGGUUGAAAGAUUUAGCCUCUGUACAAAACUACGUCUGACUCGUUUGUUUUUCCUGAAUGUUUGAAAUUUAUUUUAUAGUCCCACGUUCAUUGCAGUUUGAGAUUUCUUGUAAAGAUUUGUACGAUUUUGAAAGGCACAAAACUUCUAACUUACCAAUUUCUUAUGUGUUUUUUGUAUCAUUAAAACUUUUUCAAAGUGAAAAAAAAAAAAAAAA